AUAUUUAUACCCAGCGUACACCGAUGUACGCCCGGCUAGGCGGAGUCAGCAGCCGAUUUAUGAAUUUGUCAACCUCUAGACAGGUUUGUUUUUGUAAGGCGGCAAAAGUGACACGCUUAAUCAACAUUAGCUAUAUCGCUAACGUAUUAGAUUAACAAUUUUCUGUAUCCUCCCGGUUUUGUCGUCUAUCACGUGACCAGCCCUCGGCGAAGUCCUAACGGCUAACGUCUCUCUCUUUACUGACCGACCUCCGGCGUGUGUGCAGGUGAAACAUAAGCGUCCUGCCCUCGACCCGUGAGCACAGUUCUCUCAACAUGGCACUGGCUGGAGUGAGAGUUCUCGAGCUGGCAGGCCUGGCUCCAGCACCAUUCUGCGGCAUGAUACUGGCAGACUUUGGUGCCAAAGUGAUCCGUGUGGACCGGACCAAAGUUGCAAUGAAUGUUGACACACAAGCACGAGGGAAACAAUCUGUGGCCAUCAACCUGAAGACAUCUGAGGGUGUUGCACUGCUCAAGAAGCUCUGUGUCCGUUCUGAUGUCGUCCUUGAGCCCUACCGUAAAGGCGUGAUGGAGAAGCUGGGCCUCGGUCCCCAGGAGUUGAUGAAGGAAAAUCCUCGUUUGAUCUACGCCCGCUUGACGGGGUACGGACAGAGUGGAGCUUACUCUAGCACAGCUGGGCAUGACAUCAACUUCCUUGCGAUGUCAGGUCUUUUAUCCCGGCUGGGCCGCAGCGGGGAGAAGCCAUACGCUCCACUGAACCUUGUAGCAGACUUUGCAGGCGGCGGUCUCACCUGUGCUCUGGGGAUAGUCCUAGCGCUGCUGGAGAGGACAAAAUCAGGGAGAGGACAAGUCAUUGAUGCCAGCAUGGUAGAAGGAGCAGCCUAUGUCGGAUCAUUUGUGUGGAAAUCUCGUAGCAUUGGUAUGUGGGACCGUUCCAGAGGAGAAAACAUGUUGGACAGUGGAGCGCCCUUCUACGAUACGUACGAGACUUCAGACGGAAAGCACAUGGCUGUGGGUUCUGUUGAGCCGCAGUUCUACAGAGAGCUGCUUAAAGGCUUAGAGUUGGAUGCUGGACAGUUGCCUUCUCAGAUGAGCUUCAGCGAUUGGCCAGAGCUGAGACGGCUCUUCACAGAGCGCUUUGCAUCAAAAACUCAGGCAGAAUGGUCAAAGAUCUUUGAUGGAACUGAUGCCUGUGUUACACCUGUGUUGUCUUUCGAGCAGGUGAGCUCACACCCACAUAACCGGGAAAGAGCUUCUUUCAUCAAGGACUCCAGAGGGGAUGAAAGCCCCCGGCCGGCCCCGGUUCUCUCCCGAACUCCUGCAGAGCCCUGCCUCACCCCGGAUCCUGUUAUUGGUGAACACACAGUAGAGGUCCUGGAGGAGUAUGGCUUUACAUCAGCAGAGAUAGACCAGAUGCAAGCAGCGGGGGUCGUAGAGUGUAAUGCUGUCAAAGCAAAGUUGUAGAGGAAUACAAGUCAAAAGCUUGUUUGAAAAUCCAAGCUUAUAACACAACAUGUGCGUAAAUGUGGGGCACAGCUAAUUAUGACUUGCACUGUGCUAAUUGAUUAGUUAUUUGAUUUAGACAAAGAGCUAAAUAAGCUACGGAGCCUGCCAUUCAAAUCAUGUCUAACACAACCACAAAAGGGAAAAUAAGAAAAGGAAAAUGGAUUUUCUUAAUGAGCUAGAAAUUCAAACUGAGACGCUUAGAAAAAAAAUGAAAUACUUCUCCGUCUGUCCCCUUUUAAUUCUCUCAGACUGUGAGCUACAUGUUUUCAAUGAAAGCGAGUGUGCCUGUCCCACACACUCACUUCAAGUGUGUAGGCGACCCUUGACGAGGUGGACUGCCAUUCAGUGCACUCUCGGGGAACAUGGAUGCAGUUGGUCAAUUGGUCACGGUUGUCAACUUCAAUAGCCGCCCUUCUCUUUUUAUACCUCCACUGCUGCCUUCUCAGUGUGCGAGUUUUUGAAAGGAAAAAGUCUCCUGCCUGUCAACCUGGUUUCAAUGUGCCGAGAAAAAUCAGCAGGACCAAAAAUUGUUUUGGCCUCCAAUUUUCUCAGUUUGGCUUGCUAAUGUCCACUGACUGUACGCCCGCACCCACAGAUGUCUGUAAUAAACUGUAAUUAAAAGUUGCUUUGCAUAUUUUUGGGCAUUUUUGAACAACAACAAAAAAAAAUCACCUUUGCAGCUCAUUUAGAUGUGGUGACAGAUGCUUUACUUUAAUUAAUAUUUUGUUGCCUUGAGCUCUAACGUUUAUUUUUAUCAUGUAUCUGGUGUUGAAAUUCUAUUUUUUGCAUUGUCUGACAACACAAAUGCGAGGUUAUGUAAAUGAGAACUCAAUCGUCAAUCCAGCUGCAAGAAAACGUAUUACAGGUGGACACAAGCAGCAACACACAAUAUGUCCAUAUUUUUUUCUUCUCUCUUUUUAAUUAUUUAGGUAAGUCGUCUAUAAAUACAGGCACUAUUCAAAUUCACAACUGAAAUUCAAGCUUCAGAGAAAAGAUCUGCUCGGCAAAAAUAGACGUGAGCUACUUUGGUUUUUGGAGAAUGUUGAACAAGAAUUACAGCUGCUCAAGCACACUGAAAGCGCUCCACAAGAGAGUUUAAGGGAAUUUAAAAUAUAAAUCAUCACGUUAGUUAUUUAUGCCAGAAACAUAAAACUAAUGUGUGAUUGCAUAGUCUGAAUAUUGCAGCUUUAUUCAUGACAGUCCCUAGAGUGAUGAAGUCUUUAACUAAUCAGAAAUUGUUUCAUUGGUUUAUUAUUAUUAAAGAGAAGAAAAAGUCCUGAAGGCAAAAAAAAAAAAAAAAAAAAAAGAUUGUUGGGGAUUUUUAAUUUGUAUACUCGUCAUUAUCAUCUUGUACAUUGUAAUUUAUGCAGUCCGUGUCACCUGUGCAGUAGUUAUUCCAUCACCUCACUGCAGCUCAGUGGUGCUGCUGGAGGUUUACAUGAUUAGCUAUCAAUGAUUAAAUGCUCAGGGUCUUCGGGGCAAGACGACUGAUGAUAAUUGAUGCACUUGAUUCAUGUAAAUCGUAUGCAGUAUGUGUAUGUCUUACAGAUUUUUUCUAGUAUUUGUAAGACCGCUCCAGAUCGCCCCAAGUUGGAUUAUUGACAUUCUUCUAAUGCCAGAGGAGUAGCCAAAGGAUAUGCAUGUAAAUUUAAACUUUGGCUGUAUAAAAGGUUUGUACAAAUAACACAAUAAAAUGCAAGAAUGUAUGAAA
Larimichthys crocea (large yellow croaker) is the source of this 3216-nucleotide messenger RNA. It is a transcript of the gene amacr, whose product is annotated as alpha-methylacyl-CoA racemase. Gene Ontology annotation, biological process: bile acid metabolic process. Gene Ontology annotation, cellular component: mitochondrion. The coding region runs from base 315 to 1463 and encodes 382 amino acids. Gene Ontology annotation, molecular function: alpha-methylacyl-CoA racemase activity. The transcript has 6 exons. The record is from RefSeq and is a predicted model, not a curated record. Lineage: Eukaryota; Metazoa; Chordata; Actinopteri; Sciaenidae.